Messenger RNA from Hippoglossus stenolepis (Pacific halibut), 2113 nucleotides. RefSeq names its product C3a anaphylatoxin chemotactic receptor. Gene Ontology annotation, biological process: positive regulation of cytosolic calcium ion concentration; phospholipase C-activating G protein-coupled receptor signaling pathway; inflammatory response. Lineage: Eukaryota; Metazoa; Chordata; Actinopteri; Pleuronectiformes; Pleuronectidae. The record is from RefSeq and is a predicted model, not a curated record. Gene Ontology annotation, molecular function: G protein-coupled receptor activity; complement receptor activity. Gene Ontology annotation, cellular component: plasma membrane. Bases 99 to 1172 code for a protein of 357 amino acids. The transcript is spliced from 3 exons.
GUGAGUGCAGCCCAUGAAGAUUCACUUCACUUCUGCCUCUGACCACUGAGACACUGACCUCGGAGCUGUGAGAUCCGUCAAACAUCUACAACCUCACAAUGUCUCCUAACACCUCCGUGCCGCUCCACAUCCUCAAGUCCUCUGAGGACGACCACAGGACAACGGUGGACAUCGACACCAUCAUGGACACCUUCAGCAUCGUCCUCUACACACUGACUGUGGUGCUCGGCAUCACCGGGAACUCCGUGGUGAUCUGGGUUGCUGGAUUCAAGCUCAAGCCGAACGCCAUGAACGUGUGGCUGGUGAAUCUGGCGAUGGCCGACCUGAUCUUCUGCUUCACUCGCACCUUCUCCCUCAUCAAGAAGUUAUUCUUUGGCAAAUGGCCCUUUGGCGUCUUCCUCUGCAAGUUCAACGGCUUCUUCAAAUACGCCAACAUGUUCUGCUCCGUCUUCCUGCUGGCAGUGAUCAGUCUGGACCGAACGCUCUGCGUCUGGCUGCCCGUCUUCACCAAGCGACGGCGCACCCUGUGGGCCGCGAGGGUGGUGGCUGCCUGCGUCUGGGCGGCGUCGAUCGUCCUCAGCAGUCCGUACUUCGUCUACCGACAGGUCUACCUGGGGAAGAACAACAAGACCAAGUGUUCUUUUGAGGUGAAGGAGACAUCACAGGGCGACCAAAGCAUCAAAGUUGCUCUUUACUCCAUCCGCUUCAUAUGUGGCUUCAUGCUGCCUUUCCUGGUCAUCAUCAUGUGCUACUUCCUCACCGGCCUUGGCAUCCGCCGCACACGUCUGUCUGGGAAAAAGCGUCCUCUACGUAUAUUAGCGUCCUUAGUGAUUGCGUUCUUCCUGUGCUGGGCUCCGUACCACUGCCUCCAGCUGGUGAAGAUGGUGGACAGUGAGAACAAGGUGGUGAAGAUAUGGCACCCUGUGGCAAAGGGCCUCACCUACUUUAACAGCUGCAUCAACCCGCUGCUGUACUUCUGCAUGGGGCUGAACGUGAGGGGGCGGUUCAGGCAGAGUCUGUCGGGGGUGUGCAGAAAGGCUCUGGCGGAUGACGUGGAAGGACAGAUGACCCAGUCCAACGACCUCUCCCUGGACUACAGUGGAGGAUCGAGACAAACCGCUGCCGUGGCGACAAGAAGGAGUCAGGCAGCAGUGGACGUAGGUAAAGUUUGAACCUCUCAGACUGAUCGGUCAGAUUUAAGGACCAAACACGUGACGUGGUUUAAAUCACUGUGAAGAGGAAGGGGGAAGUUGGACAGUAAAUGUAUUUCAGAGUGAAACUGAAGGAAAUAUAUUCAAAUAUAAAUUAAAGGGGAAUCGAACUUUUGGAAUCAGUUCAUCGUCUCCGUCUGCAGCUGCGACACGAAGUCCUGGCAACAGUGACAGUCCAGGAAAUGUCCACUAGAGGUGCUAACCCUAACCCUCACCAAGGACAGACUGUAAUUGUCUCACGUUCAAAUAUUCAAGAUAAGUCUUAAAAAAGGGAUGUAAAUAAACAUAUUUAGAGAAAGGAAACAAAGCAAUUAGCCAAUUAAUUCUUAAUUAAACAGGAACAUCUCUCAGCUCACACCCCCACUCAACAGGCUCCUUGUUAAACCACGUUUAAAUCUUUAUUUGGAUCUGCACCAAUUUCCACACACUCAUUAAUAUCAGUCGUCUGUUACAGAAAGAGAAAAAGAAAAGGAUGUGUAGUGUUUGCAGUAUAUAAUUCAAGAGAUAUAUUUUAAGUUUAAUGUACAUAUAUUUUUGUCAUUUAAGAUUCAUUUAGAAUAUAUGUAGGGUUCAAUAACUUGUUAGAUUCUGUUGUACUCACACCUUCCACCAAGUUAUUGUGUAAUCCUGCUUAUGAAUAAUGAAAGGGGGAUGAAAACAUAUUCUUUUUGGCGGAGGUGACAAUGAUAAACAUUGACAGAUUUUCUAAAAUCAGGAAAUAACCCCAAAGAAACGAGGUUACUAGUUUGAUGUGUUAUGUAUAGAUCAUGUUUGUGAUAAUAAAACUUCUGUAUUCGAACUGACCGAUUGUGGAAGUUGUGAUGGAGCAAAAAUAACAUUCAGAUAUUUGUGUUAAAAUGUUGCAAGUAGAAAAUCAUAAAUAAAUACUCAAGUAAAGUACA